AUGUCGGUGGCCCGACUUCCAACUGAGAUUAACGACUGGGAGUCUAAGAAGGCUAAGAGGAUGGCCUCACCAAUGCUGGGCUUCUCGGAUGAGGAUAAGGUCGGAACUCUCCAACCCCACGAUGAUGCUCUAGUCAUCACGCUCAGGAUUGGGGGAUAUGAUGUGAAGAGAGUGUUAGUCGAUCAGGAUAGUGCUGUGGAAGUAAUGUUCCCCGACCUAUACAAGGGGCUGAAUCUGAAACCCGAAGACUUGACGACAUACGACUUCCCUUUGGUAAGCUUUGAAGGGAAAACUGUUACUCCGAGAGGCCAGAUUAGACUGCCCAUACAAACAGGCUCGGACAUAGUGGAGGUGGACUUCAUAGUGGUGGACGCAUACUCACCCUACACAGACAUCGUAGCUAGGCCUUGGCUUCAUGCCUUAGGGGUUGUUUCCUCUACCCUGCACCAGAAGCUGAAGUACCCGUUGGAGGGUCGGGUCAAAGAAGUUAUAGGGGAUCAGGCCAUGGCUCGACAAUGCAUGGUGUCCGCCAUCUCACGACGGCCGAGUGCCGAGCCCUCAACCUCUACCAAGAACGGCUUAUAG
Molecule: messenger RNA, 585 nt
Organism: Quercus lobata
Lineage: Eukaryota; Viridiplantae; Streptophyta; Magnoliopsida; Fagales; Fagaceae
Exons: 1
Coding region: 1-585 (194 amino acids)
Source: RefSeq, a predicted model, not a curated record